AUGGAAAAAUACGACGAGAAGAAAUCGCAAAUGCUCCAAUACAAAAUCUUCCGUGGUCAUUUCCACGGCACUGUUGGUACUUCUACCGUUGAAGUGGACCAGCGUUACAGUAAAAUUGGUCACGGAAAAUCUGGAACCGGCAUAGAGAGUUGA
Molecule: messenger RNA, 153 nt
Organism: Bipolaris victoriae FI3
Lineage: Eukaryota; Fungi; Ascomycota; Dothideomycetes; Pleosporales; Pleosporaceae
Exons: 2
Coding region: 1-153 (50 amino acids)
Source: RefSeq, a predicted model, not a curated record